This is a messenger RNA of Caenorhabditis sp. 36 PRJEB53466, 1682 nucleotides long. The record is from the annotation of a GenBank genome assembly. Lineage: Eukaryota; Metazoa; Nematoda; Chromadorea; Rhabditida; Rhabditidae.
AUGCCCCCGCACAUAAUGACGGCGAUAAUAGAGGAAUUGGAUUGGAACUCGAGGUGAGUCAAGAUAGCGAAAUAUUAUCGAUGCUGCGCCUUUAAAAAACUACCGUAAUUUUUACACUUUUGAGUCUAAAAUAAAGGCUACGCCGAGCCAGAACUGUUUUUUUAACAAGAACCACCUGCAGGUAGGUUCUUAUCCGCGACAGUUCUGCCUCGGAACUGUUGUUUUACAGAUUUUCAGUGCUGAUGCAAACGCGCUCUAUUGAGAACUCGCUUGCGCAUUGAAAGACGGGGGCGCCGUGUUUUGUACCGAAAAUUGAACAAUAUUUUUUCAGACGAUCCCUCCGCAACACGUGCCGAACGCUCCGAAGUGCGGUCAACUCGAUUCCGAUGAAAUUCGGCUACCUCCAAUUGCACUUUUCGUCGAAAUUCGCGGCGCUCGGCUUCGGAGAACAGUCUCAUCAGAUCGACCAUCGGAUCGGAUAUCAUCGGCUUCGAAGCGACAAGGUCUACGUGCGAAAAGGCGAAUUCGAAACGCUGAAAACGCACAGAGAUUGCUGGAAAAUGGCCAUUUGCGACGCGGCGAAAACCGUACUGAAAACGCCGAAAAUCUCGGUGGCCUCUCUGUUAAUUUCGUUUUCGAAACCGUCGAAACGAACAAAAUCCGUGUGGAAUUUUCAUAAAAUUCAAGAGAAAAAAGAUGAAAUCAAGUUUGGAUCGAAGAAAAACAAGACGAUGAAAACGAUAAAAAAUCGAUUUUUCGACCCGAAACGCCGUCUGAAAGUUCAAGAAUUGACAAUUGGAUGCCAGGGAAAUGAGCGAAGUUUAAUGGAGAUUUUGCCGUUUUUCGAGCCGGGAACUCUGAAAUCGAUUACCUUUUCGAAUGAAGAUGGAGAAGAAGAAGAAGAAGAAGAAGAAGAAGAGGACAAUAGUUUUCGUGUGAAGACGGUGAAAAUGAGCAGAAUAAUCGAGACGGAUCAGUGGAAAAUGCUCAAAAAGUUCCACGUGGCCGAUGGAUUCCAAGUGCAAAUUUCCAUCGAACAAUUGCUGCAUUUGGACGAUUUUGAAGCGACUUUGGCGGAGAUUUCAGUGCAGGAAGUGAAGAAACUCAUUCGGGUGAGCUUUUUACACGCACUUUUCAUGUUGGCUCCAAAUUUGUAUGACCGCUUCGGGUUUUUGCGAAAAUUGCGGCCUUCUCGAGCUCUGAUCCAAAUUUCUCGGUACCGGAUGAUCCGAUCGGUCUUUAACUUUGUCCCAAUAUACUUCCAGGAAGUCUGCAAAGUUUGGGCCCGAUCGGAUCAUUGAAAGUGGGUCAAAAGUCCAGGCCUCAAAAAGCCGGCCUUGUGCCCAGCCCUGGUUCAAAAUCAAUAGAAAAUGUCCACUUUUCGAACAUGGUUUUCAAUUCCCAUAUGUUUUCAGCACGCACUAAUCACCCCAUCAUUCAAUGAUUUCAAACUGCAAUGCCACAAUUUCGAUGCGAUCGAAGUGGACGAAAUGCUCGGAUCGAGUGCAUUUAUCUGCCGAAAUGAGCGAAAUUAUCGGGUUUACAAACGGAUCGGAUCGGAAAAUGGUGCUCUUUUGGUGCUCAUCGACCAUGAUUUCAUCGGAGUUUUCGGCGAUUACAACGUGUGGGAGGAGGACAGAAAGUUGGACAAAUUCGAGGCAUUCGACACGCCGCCAUUAUAA